AUGGGUGUGAGCAUCCUACUUCGAGACAGUCCUGCGACGCCGCUGUCAAAGCAAAGAGCGGGAGAGCAAGAUUCCAAUUAUAACACUUUGAAACAAAAGCGGCGAGUUUCGUGGGUUAUGUACAACAUAACGCGAAUGGAAACAAUCCGAGCCAAAAUCGAGGUUCUAUCUGCGCUGCUGAUUAACUGGCGUCAGUUAGCAUGCUCUCACCGCAAGACCAAACUCGCAUUAUUUAACUGGGGCAUAGGCACAGCUCUGGAAGCUCUACAGUAUGCCGCCCUCUUAUGGGAAAAUACAGAUUGCUCUUCUCCCGCCAUUCUCCGCUCAAAAUCAGGCCAGUCCGUCACGUUUUCCAAACCUCAUCGAUCUGUGGAAAACUUCUUGGAUUUAGCAUCAACUGGUGCUCGAGACCAUGGUGGCAAUGACCAAAUAGUUGAAGAACACGAUGCAUUUGCUGCUGCAGCUUGA
This is a messenger RNA of Paracoccidioides lutzii Pb01, 468 nucleotides long. RefSeq lists its product as hypothetical. The coding region runs from base 1 to 468 and encodes 155 amino acids. The transcript is spliced from 2 exons. The record is from RefSeq and is a predicted model, not a curated record.